AUGACGGAGGAGGAGUUUGAUAUUCAGCACCACAAGCAGAUCACUGCCCGGCGGAACUUUGACAAGGUCAACUUUGGGCAUUGGCAGAUCAAGACGUGGUAUUUCUCCCCGUAUCCGCUCAUCGAGACCGAGGACGACGCACCGACACCGAGCGCGAGUGCCAGCGGGCCACGGAGCACGCUGUGGGUGUGCGACCGGUGUUUCAAGUAUAUGGCGGAUGGGACGGCUUGGGAGGCUCACAUCAAACGGUGCCCGCGGAAGCAUCCGCCAGGAAGGAAGGUGUACCAGCGCGGUGCACACACGAUCUGGGAGGUCGACGGCGCGAAGGAGAAGCUCUAUUGCCAGAACCUAUCCUUGUUCGGGAAGCUAUUCAUUGAUAUUAAGACCCUCUUUUUCGACUGCGAUAACUUUCUGUUCUACCUCCUGACGGACGCGGAUUCGCAGCGAGACCAUGUACUGGGAUUCUUUUCGAAGGAAAAGGUCUCAUACGACGACUACAACCUCGCGUGCAUAAUCGUCCUCCCGCCAUACCAGCGCAAGGGCUAUGGGAUGCUCAUGAUCGAAUUUAGCUACGAGCUGUCUCGACGCGCAGGCCGUGUGGGCACUCCAGAACGGCCUCUGUCCGACCUAGGGCUGCGCAGCUACCUUACCUAUUGGGUAUCAACUCUGCUCAGGUUCCUCCAGUGCGCCCUGCUUCCCCCUUGA
Messenger RNA from Heterobasidion irregulare TC 32-1, 705 nucleotides. RefSeq lists its product as uncharacterized. The record is from RefSeq and is a predicted model, not a curated record. Gene Ontology annotation, molecular function: histone acetyltransferase activity. NCBI's taxonomy places the organism in Eukaryota, Fungi, Basidiomycota, Agaricomycetes, Russulales, Bondarzewiaceae. The transcript is spliced from 8 exons. Gene Ontology annotation, biological process: regulation of DNA-templated transcription. Bases 1 to 705 code for a protein of 234 amino acids.